Molecule: messenger RNA, 865 nt
Organism: Tupaia belangeri chinensis (Chinese tree shrew)
Lineage: Eukaryota; Metazoa; Chordata; Mammalia; Scandentia; Tupaiidae
Gene: CCDC169
Product: coiled-coil domain containing 169
Exons: 8
Coding region: 103-747 (214 amino acids)
Source: RefSeq, a predicted model, not a curated record
CUCGCGAAGGCUCCUUAUGUUUCCUGGCACUGGAUGACCUUUCAGGUCUUGUGCGCCAGGCUGAGUUGAGGGGAAGGGCGUGGAGGUCUCUGGCCUGACACUAUGGGGGAAGGAAGAGACGACAACUUCGACGGUGUGAGCACCGACCGCCUUAAACUGGAGUUGCUGGAAGAAAUCCACAAGAAGGAUAUAGUGCAACUCUCAAUGCUUGAAAUAAAACACAAGAUAGCAGAACUGGAAGCCAACCUCAAUGCUAAUAAUGCAGGCAGUGAGUGGAAAGCCCGAUAUGAAACACAACUUGAACUGAAUGAUCAACUAGAAAAGCAAAUUGUUUCUCUUGAAGAGAAAAUGGAAAAAAUUCGUGGUAAUCCUUCAGAUAGACUAUCUUCCAUUCGUGUCUAUGAACGAAUGCCAGUGGAAUCCUUAACUGCAUUACUUAAACAACUAGAACGAGAAAAAAGGAGUCUUGAAAAUCAAGUGAGAGACUAUGCACUUAGACUGGAACAAGAAUCAAAGGCUUACCAUAAGACCAACAACGAACGCCGUACAUACCUAGCUGAAAUGUCUCAAGUCUCUGGAUCAUAUCAAGUAUCUAAAAAGCAACAAAUGGAUCAACUACCCAAAAUGAAAGAGAAUCUAAUGAAAAUGGGAAGAUAUAAUCCAGUUAAUCAGAAGACGGUGAAUGCCAAGCGAGUACCAGUGAAAAAGAUGACAAGAUCAAACCAUCUUCCAAAACUCAAUCCAUGAUUCAAGAACUGAAUGGAUUUCUAUUUUUUCCUUUUUUUUUUCCUCAUCUGUAAUAACCAGCUUGUUGAAAUUAAUGUUCAACACAUUUUUCAGGGGGAUGGAAAAGAUAAGAAAGCUG